AUAACCCAACACUAAUUUCUUCGUCAAUAUGUCAUCUUUCGGCUUUUAUUCGCGAAAAGUUUAGUUGCAGAGCACCGUAAUAUUUAAAUUUUUUGCUCUGGGCAGUGCUAAAUCGCAGCUAUUCGCCCGUCUAAAAAACAACAACAACUCGGGACAUUAGUUUAACGCUCACGCGUCUGCUGCAACGGCUCUCCGAAGGCCCUGAAAAUUGUAAAAUAUUUGCGGUUGUACGGAGACGGACGCGGUGCCGAUUUGCCAAAAAAAAAAAAGAAAAGUGGAGUGGAAAAGACAAAGCAUACCGGGCCCCAUAUAUACAUAAGAAUCGUGUAUUUAGUAUUUAAGAAUAAAGUUGUUUGCUUUUACCACAGGCCUACUGUUCUGUCCGGCAAUUAGUGCACAGUGCUGCAACGAUAAAGAUAUGAGCUCAAAUAUAUUUCAAACGACAGCGGAGAAUGGACUGCGACAUGAUAAAAUUGUUAUACUCGAUGCUGGCGCACAGUAUGGCAAGGUCAUAGAUCGCAAAGUGCGUGAACUUUUGGUAGAAUCGGACAUUCUGCCAUUGGAUACGCCAGCAUCAACGAUACGUGAUAACGGAUAUCGUGGCAUCAUCAUAUCUGGCGGACCGAAUUCAGUUUAUGCCGAGGAUGCGCCCACAUAUGAUCCCGAUCUUUUCAAGCUGAAAAUACCAAUGCUAGGCAUCUGCUAUGGCAUGCAAUUAAUCAACAAAGAAUUUGGUGGCACGGUCCUCAAGACUGACAUCCGGGAAGAUGGACAGCAGAAUAUUGAGAUUGAAACGUCAUGUCCGUUGUUUAGUCGCCUUAGCCGCACACAGUCGGUAUUACUCACCCAUGGCGAUAGCGUGGACCGAGUGGGAGAGAAACUGAAAGUGGGCGGCUGGUCAACGAAUAGAAUUGUAACUGCUAUUUAUAAUGAAAUGUUACGAAUCUAUGGCGUGCAAUUUCAUCCGGAAGUCGAUCUAACCAUCAAUGGCAAACAGAUACUCUCCAAUUUUCUCUAUGAGAUUUGCCAAAUAACGGCUAACUUCACCAUGCGCAAUCGAAAGGAGGAUUGCAUACGAUAUAUUCGUGAUAAAGUGGGAAACAAUAAGGUCUUGCUGCUGGUCAGUGGCGGCGUCGACUCGACUGUAUGUGCAGCCUUGCUCCGAUGUGCUGUGCAUCCCAGUCAGAUAAUUGCAGUGCAUGUGGAUAAUGGUUUCAUGCGAAAGAACGAAAGCGAAAAGGUGGAGCGUUCGCUGCGAGAGAUUGGCAUUGAUUUGAUAGUGCGAAAGGAAGGCUACACGUUCCUCAAGGGUACCACGCAAGUGAAGAGGCCCGGACAAUAUUCGGUGGUUGAGACACCGAUGUUAUGCCAGACCUACAAUCCGGAGGAAAAGCGUAAAAUAAUCGGUGAUAUAUUCGUCAAGGUGACCAACGAUGUGGUCGCCGAGCUAAAGCUUAAGCCCGAGGAGGUGAUGCUGGCGCAAGGAACAUUGCGGCCCGAUCUAAUUGAGUCCGCCUCCAAUAUGGUCAGCAAAAAUGCCGAAGCCAUCAAGACGCAUCACAAUGACACGGAUCUGAUUCGUGAGCUGCGCAGUGCUGGACGCGUUGUAGAACCAUUAUGUGACUUCCACAAGGAUGAGGUGCGCGAUCUGGGCAAUGAUCUUGGUCUGCCAGCGGAUUUGGUCGAGCGACAGCCGUUCCCAGGACCUGGCCUUGCCAUUCGCGUACUGUGCGCCGAGGAGGCGUACAUGGAAAAGGACUACUCCGAGACACAGGUCAUUGUGCGAGUUAUUGUGGACUACAAAAAUAAGCUGCAUAAGAAUCAUGCGCUUAUUAAUCGCGUAACCGGCGCCACCAGCGAAGCUGAGCAAAAGGAGCUACUCCGCAUCUCUGCCAAUUCGGAUAUUCAGGCAACACUGUUGCCUGUUCGCUCGGUGGGUGUGCAGGGCGAUAAGCGCACCUAUAGCUAUGUUGUGGGCUUGUCAACGACGAGCCACGAGCCCAACUGGUCGGAUCUUAUAUUUUUGGCCAAAAUUAUACCGCGCAUAUUGCAUAAUGUAAAUCGGGUCUGUUAUAUCUUUGGCGAGCCCGUGCAGUAUCUGGUUACGGAUAUAACGCACACAACCCUUAACACUGUGGUGCUGGCGCAGCUGCGGCAAGCGGAUGCCAUUGCCAAUGAGAUUAUUAUGCAAGCGGGACUGUACAGAAAAAUCUCACAAAUGCCUGUGGUUCUGAUACCCGUUCAUUUUGAUCGUGAUCCCAUUAAUCGCACGCCUUCCUGUAGAAGAUCUGUGGUGCUGCGUCCAUUCAUAACGAACGAUUUUAUGACUGGAGUGCCAGCUGUACCCGGUUCCGUUCAACUGCCAUUGCAAGUUCUAAAUCAAAUUGUGCGCGAUAUAUCCAAAUUGGAUGGAAUCUCGAGGGUAUUGUACGACUUGACAGCCAAGCCGCCCGGCACUACUGAGUGGGAAUGAUGCGUUCAAACCAAAACUUUCAACAGCCAUUUCAUAGAAAUAGAAAUAUGUAGAAACAAUAAACUACUGCUUGGUAAACAAUACAGAGACGCGUGGGAAAAUAGCAGAUGCCGCUGCCGCUGCUGCUCAUCCAAACCAGGAACAGCCGACAGCUAUUGUGCUAAACUGAGAGGAACUAAGCGAAAAUACAAUUAGAGUGCCGCUUUAAAAUCAACCAACAAAAUAACAAAAACAAUUCAGGUUUAUAAUAUCGAUUAUUGUGUGUAAACAAACAAACAAACAAAUCAGAGAAAUAACACCACAAAGCAAAUUAUUGCUGUAUAAUAUUAAACAUAAAACAUGUUCUAUUAGACGUGUUCAAUUUGUUCCUUUUAUAAAAAGGAAACUACAA
Molecule: messenger RNA, 2864 nt
Organism: Drosophila innubila
Lineage: Eukaryota; Metazoa; Arthropoda; Insecta; Diptera; Drosophilidae
Gene: bur
Product: GMP synthase [glutamine-hydrolyzing]
Exons: 10
Coding region: 419-2473 (684 amino acids)
Biological process (GO): GMP biosynthetic process
Cellular component (GO): cytosol
Molecular function (GO): ATP binding; GMP synthase (glutamine-hydrolyzing) activity; GMP synthase activity
Source: RefSeq, a predicted model, not a curated record